AUGGCCACUACUGUCGACAAAGCUACUAUAUUUGCAGCUCUAUUACCACCUGUGGACUCAACUACCACAAAGAAGAAGUCAUUGUCCAAGAAAAAGUCUGCCACCAUGACAACGACUACCGACUUUAUUCCCCAGCAGAAGAUUGACACGACAGCAAAUACCAGUUUGGAUGUGGUGCCAACAUCACCUUUUAUGUUCUCUGAUGCACAGGGGUCUGAAGGAGAUUUGAAGGAGGCUUUGAUGCGAUUUUGGAGGCACACGUAUCGCUUGGGUGAGGAUGGCCAUUUCGAGGCAUCGAGGGAGAUGGAGCAGACCGGUAUGGAGGCUGCUGAUGACACAUUUCAAUGUGGAAAGGAGGCUGGUCUUGAGGGGCGAAGGGCUGGAUAUUGCAAUGGUUUAGAUGAGGGAAGGCUUGAAGCAGAGGAAGGGGUGCUGGAGCUUUUUUUGAAGGAUGUUCAGCAGAAAAGAUGA
Desarmillaria tabescens is the source of this 471-nucleotide messenger RNA. RefSeq lists its product as uncharacterized. Bases 1 to 471 code for a protein of 156 amino acids. The transcript is spliced from 3 exons. The record is from RefSeq and is a predicted model, not a curated record. Lineage: Eukaryota; Fungi; Basidiomycota; Agaricomycetes; Agaricales; Physalacriaceae.